Molecule: messenger RNA, 1617 nt
Organism: Symbiodinium sp. CCMP2592
Lineage: Eukaryota; Dinophyceae; Suessiales; Symbiodiniaceae
Source: the annotation of a GenBank genome assembly
AUGGACUCUGGUGGCAGUUCUCCCAGGCUGGAUGCCAGCUUUCUCGUGGUGACUGGGGCCUUUCAGAUCGUCUUUGUGUGCAGGCUGGUAUACUCCGGGCUGCGCCACCGAGGCUACCUGUGCUCUGCGGCCCGAAGCAUCAUAAAGACUGUGGCACGGUCAUUCCAGCGACCGAAGCUGGCUGACGAUGAACGGCUCGUGCUGGAACAACUGAGCCAGGUUCGUUUACAUAUAACUCGCUGGUAUGUCAAGUGCGGGUGCGUCAUGCUUGCAUUACCUCUGUGCUUCGUCCAGUGGAAUGUGCUGAUGGCCAGCCAGAGACCUACUCAACUGCCAGCUAGUCUCACUUGGUCGUGGGCCGGGGUUUUCUGCGUCUGUACUGCUGUGGACAUGUUUCCGGCUGUCCUUUCUGUGCGAUAUCUGAACAUGUACUAUGCAUUGGCAUCAGUCGUCUGGGCAGCGCAUCUAUCUCCGUGGCAUGUGACACCUGAGCGAAGCGCAGAGAUCUCUCUCUUCAUUCUGGGCCUCGGCCGCGUGCCCGCAGUUGGUAUUGCUACUUCCCCGGUCGUGGUCGCUGCAUGCAGCCUCUUGCCGCUGCUAGUGGUGCUAUUCCGUGCGGGCACGGAAGCAAUGCCACCCGUCAGCAUUUUUGCAGAAGUCUGCGGCUUCGUCGCAACCGUGUGCGCCUCUGCAUCGUUGCAGCUUUUGCUGAGUUAUCGGAUAGAGCGCAGUCUGCAGUACAAGAAGAUGGAAACGGACUUCAACGCUGCAUCAUCUCUUCUGCACCUGACUUGCGACGCCGUGGUCGAGCUGGAUGCUGAUCUGCGAAUGACAGAGCACAAGGCCUCCCUCUCUGCUAUGCUUCUCCGAUGCCGGUCAGGAGGCACCUUGGCUGGCAUGGACUUCACGGACUUGCUUGCAGGUGCUGCUGAGGCCAGCCGUGUUGUGGAGUUGCUGCGGCGCUUCGAAGAUUGUUCCCCUGAGAGCGUAAAUGCCCAGGCCUUUCUGACGCAUCUCAUGGAUAGCGACUACAAUAGGUUUCGCACGGAAAUUUUUCAAGUAAUGUAUCACACACCGCAGGGUGUCGCUAGGCACCUCAUUGGCCUCCGCGACGUUACAGACCAGGACUCCUUGGCAGGCAGCAAAGUUGUCGAGAGCAUGCUCAUUGCCCCUCGCUCCAUCACACCCAUGUCUGCGGGGGCAUGCAGCUCCCUGGACUCACAGCCGAGUGCGCCUGCAGCGCCAUUGCAGACGGGUGCUCUUGCUGAAGACCGGUUUCUUUCGAUCCUAAUCGACAUGGACCUUCAGAUAGUCCAAGCAUCAUCGCUGCUGCCCUGCCUGGGCAAGCAUCCGGCAUCCUUGUUCUCUGCGGCUGGAGUGGAGCUUCUGGAGCGGAGUUGGCGUGAAAUGGACACUGGCAGCUCUGCUUUGUCAUUCUCUGCGUUGGAGAUACGACUUGACGCAGCAGAUGCUUGUCAUCUCGUCAGCGGCACUUUGCAGCUAGUUCAAUCAACAAGUGGCUCUCGGAACCUGCUGCUGGUUUGCAUCGCACCGCUGAGUGUCCGGAUGGCUCCAAAUUGCGAAGUCGAAGCCGACGUGGUUUCUCUCUAUUUUUGA